Messenger RNA from Lichtheimia ornata, 213 nucleotides. Its product is annotated as 60S ribosomal protein L38. The record is from RefSeq and is a predicted model, not a curated record. Gene Ontology annotation, cellular component: cytosolic large ribosomal subunit; ribosome. Gene Ontology annotation, biological process: translation; protein-RNA complex assembly. The transcript is spliced from 4 exons. Lineage: Eukaryota; Fungi; Mucoromycota; Mucoromycetes; Mucorales; Lichtheimiaceae. Gene Ontology annotation, molecular function: structural constituent of ribosome. Bases 1 to 213 code for a protein of 70 amino acids.
AUGCCUCAACAAAUCAAAGACAUUAAGCAGUUCCUCGAGAUUGCCCGCCGCAAAGACGCCAAGUCCGCCGUUGUCAAGAAGAACACCGGCUCCGUCAAGUUCAAGGUGAGAUGCUCCCGCUAUCUCUACACUCUUGUUGUCAACGAUAAGUCCAAGGCCAACAAGCUCAAGCAGUCGCUUCCUCCCACUCUCUCUGUCAAGGAGAUCCAAUAA